Messenger RNA from Hibiscus syriacus, 2062 nucleotides. Its product is annotated as L-type lectin-domain containing receptor kinase IX.1-like. Bases 19 to 1977 code for a protein of 652 amino acids. Gene Ontology annotation, biological process: protein phosphorylation. The transcript has a single exon. Gene Ontology annotation, molecular function: protein kinase activity; carbohydrate binding; ATP binding. Gene Ontology annotation, cellular component: plasma membrane. The record is from RefSeq and is a predicted model, not a curated record. Lineage: Eukaryota; Viridiplantae; Streptophyta; Magnoliopsida; Malvales; Malvaceae.
UCCUCAUCUUGAAUAGCAAUGGCUAACCCUUUCUCUGGUGUGUUAAGUUUGCUUCAGCUCCUUCUCUUCACUUUCAUUCUUCCUUGUGUUAGUUCUAUUUCCUUUAAUAUAACUCGUUUCGACUCGGAUGCAACCGACGUACUCUACCAGGGUUCCGCAAGGCCUAAUGUUGGAGCUGUUGAAUUCACUAGUCUCACUUAUAUGUGUCAAGUUGGUAGAGUUAUCUAUGCCGAAAGCGUACCGAUUUGGGAUUCUGAGACUAGACAAGUUACAGACUUCACCACUCAUUUCUCCUUCAUCAUCGACACCCAAGGUCAAGCUAGAUUAAACUAUGCAGCAGGCCUUGCUUUCUUUCUUGCUCCUAUUGGCUCCGAAAUUCCACCAAAUUCGGCAGGUGGAUUUCUAGGCCUGUUUAACACUACGACCAGUGAUUCUUCUAGGAACCAGGAAGUCCAUGUUGAGUUUGAUACUUUUCCCAACCCUGAAUGGGAUCCUUCAGUCGAGCACGUUGGGAUCAACAUCAACUCGAUUUCUUCGGUUACGUACGCUCCCUGGAACUUUAGUUUGUACAGUGAAGUCACUGCUGACGCAUGGAUUUCUUAUAAUGCUAGUACUAGGAACUUGAGCGUCACUUGGAGUUAUCAGAACUCUACUUCUCAAGGGAAUUCUAGUCUUUCUCACCAAAUUGACCUGUCUGAAAUUCUGCCAGAAACUGCCAUAGUAGGGGUUUCAGCUGCUACAAGUUACUUUAUAGAGCGACAUCAGCUUGUGUCAUGGGAGUUUAAUUCUAGUUUGGAAAGAAAGGCAACUAAGGCAAAAAACAGGAACAGGAUCAGAAUAACUGUUGGUCUAGCAGUUCCAUUCGGUGUUCUAAUAAUCGGGGGAUGCAUAGGAUUUCAGAUUUUAUUUUGGUUGAGGAGGAAGAGAUCAUAUCGAAAUAUUGAACGGACUUCUGGCAUUAACGAUGACCUUGAAAAAGGGACUGGGCCAAGAAAGUUUUCUUAUAGAGAUCUUGCCUCAGCUACCAAUAACUUCUCAGAACAUAGGAAGUUGGGUGAAGGAGGAUUCGGUGCAGUUUAUAGGGGGUACCUGAAUGAUUUGGGCAUGGCAGUUGCGGUUAAAAGGAUUUCAAGUGGGUCCAGACAGGGUAGAAAGGAGUAUGUGACUGAAGUGAAGGUCAUUAGCCAGUUGAGGCACAGGAAUCUGGUGCAACUAAUUGGUUGGUGCCACGAUCGAAAUGAGUUCAUGCUUGUCUAUGAAUUCAUGCCAAAUGGUAGCCUUGAUUCCCACCUCUUUGGUAACAAAGCUCCUCUGACUUGGCCAGUAAGGCACCGAAUAUCACUUGGAUUGGCAUCUGCAAUUCUAUACCUUCAUGAAGAGUGGGAGCAGUGUGUAGUGCAUCGAGACAUUAAAUCAAGCAAUGUAAUGCUUGAUUCCAGUUUCAAUGUCAAGCUCGGUGACUUCGGGUUGGCUAAACUCAUGGACCAUGAGCUAGGUCCCAAAACAACAGGGUUGGCUGGAACCUUAGGCUACCUGGCUCCAGAGUACAUAAGUACAGGUAGGGCUAGUAAGGAGUCAGAUGUUUAUAGCUUUGGGGUCGUGCUCUUAGAAAUUGCAACCGGAAGGAAAUCGGUUGAUCCUGGAGGAAAAUCUGAUAUGGGAUUGGUUGAAUGGAUAUGGGGUCUUUAUGGGAAAGGGGAGCUACUUUUGGCUGUUGACAGGAAAUUGGACAAGGAUUUUGAUGAAAAGCAAAUGGAAUGUUUGAUGAUUGUUGGACUGUGGUGUGCUCACCCAGAUUGUAAUUCGAGGCCAUCAAUCAGGCAAGCAAUUCAUGUUCUUCAUUCGGAGUUACCGAUGCCUAAUCUGCCUGUGAAGAUGCCUGUUCCUAUGUAUCAUGUAUCUUUACCAUCAGUCUUCCCUGGCUCUGAGGAACCUUCAGUAACUUAUUCAAAUUCAAGCUUGAAUGUGGGUCGUUAAACAUGCUUCACCUUAUGCUCUAUGUAGUUCUAGUUUCUUUUUCUUUUCAAUUUCCCUGUUGAAAAUUUGACAUUUUAUGUUGAUG